This is a messenger RNA of Cucurbita pepo subsp. pepo (vegetable marrow), 1399 nucleotides long. NCBI's taxonomy places the organism in Eukaryota, Viridiplantae, Streptophyta, Magnoliopsida, Cucurbitales, Cucurbitaceae. The record is from RefSeq and is a predicted model, not a curated record.
UCAUUUAUCCCUUUGGAACGAAAUCAACUUCCCGCGAACGCCGACAAUGGAGGCGCUGUAUCUCUCCACUUCAGCACCAACCGUUCUUCCAUUUCGGAAAACCGUUGGCUCUCGCACCAUUUCAAAAUCCUCGAUUCUCUUCCCUUCUUCAUCAAAGUCUCGAUUCGCAACGAUUUGCAGGCAAAGAAUUGAUGGAGAAGAUACGCCUCUCUCCAAUGCUAUGGAUGCUUACAGAUUGUUCGGCGUCGACCCGACCUGCUCCGAAUCCGAGCUCAAAGCCGCUUUUCGAGCUAAAGUGAAGCAAUUCCAUCCAGACGUGAAUAGAGAUGGAAAUUAUUCCGAUUCUAUGAUUCGUCGUGUAAUUCAGGCGUACGAGAUGUUAUCCAGUUGCAGCCGAACCGAGUUCAUUGAGAGGGAAUGUUUAGAUCCUUUUGAAAACCCAGAAUGCGAUGCAUUUGAUGUCUUUGUUAAUGAGUUUCUUUGUGUUGGAAGAGGCUGCCCAUAUUCGUGUGUAGACAGAGCUCCCCAUGUCUUCACUUUUGCUUCGUCCACCGGGACAGCCCGGGCGACUUCUCAAGGACACGGUGAAGAUUAUCAGGUUCAAAUUGCAGUUGGCCAAUGCCCCAGAAGCUGUAUACAUUAUGUAACACCUUUGCAAAGAAUCAUCCUGGAAGAGCUACUUGACAGUGCCUUGGAUGUGCCAUAUGAUAAUUCAGCAGAGGCAGAUUUACUAUAUUCUCUUAUAGUGAAAUCAAAAUUCGAGAAUAAUCGAUACAGAAAGCCGAAGAGGGAGCCAAAGACGUCGACCGAACGAGUCGAUUGGUAUUGAAAUCUUGAUUUUACCGUCUCGUGUUGAACUGAAUCAAGAAGAAACCAAUGCAGUGAUUCGGGCGGUUGAUGUCCUCUUCCUCUUUGAGAGUUGCGGGUCUUUCUGCAUGAGUGAUAGCUCACGCUCAAAACUUCUCGUACACGAGUCCUAGUCGUUGCGCAGCGGUCUGUUUCCCGGCUUUGCUUGCGCAAUGAUGAUUGGUUUCAUCCAUCCUCGACCCUAAUGAAAUUGAGUAUUCCAAUCAGUCAAGUGGUUCGGGUUCUCGACAGGUUCCCGUUCGCCUGCCCUCUCCCUCAUAGUCCAUUAGUGGGUAGGGUGGUAAACUGAUAGAUAGGGCGCCCGCCUCCUCUUCAGACAUGUCCUCGACAACUUGGCGGUUGUCCGGUCUCCGCUUUUGGGGGCAGAAGUGCUUUGGUCAAUAUAUAUAUUUGUUUAUUUAUUUAUUUGUGUUUAAGAUUUUUUAUUUUUAUUUUUGCAGGAACUCGACAUAGGAUGGCGGUGAGAGUGAAGGGGUUGAAUAAUCAUUAUUUUAAAAAAAGGUUUUAUUUAUUUAUUUUAUAUGGAAGAGGG